This is a messenger RNA of Fulmarus glacialis (Northern fulmar), 1688 nucleotides long. Its product is annotated as photoreceptor outer segment membrane glycoprotein 2. The transcript is spliced from 4 exons. Gene Ontology annotation, biological process: visual perception. Bases 296 to 1390 code for a protein of 364 amino acids. NCBI's taxonomy places the organism in Eukaryota, Metazoa, Chordata, Aves, Procellariiformes, Procellariidae. The record is from RefSeq and is a predicted model, not a curated record. Gene Ontology annotation, cellular component: membrane.
GAUUAGAGAUGAGAGAGAUUAGCACGGGCAGGAGAGUUGAAGUCUUUUUCUCCAUCUCCAUUGGUGAGUCAGUGUAAAGACAGAAGAACUACACAAACAUCAAGAAAUCAGUACUUCACUCUUCCUCAGGAUGCCUGAUCCAGGUAUUUUCUCCCCUGUACUCAGCAAGUUACCAGUUUUGAGAUCUUGUUCAGUCCUCUGAAGCAGAUGUCUACUGCAUGCCUUGGAUACAUGCUCCUAAUCAGCUUACGAGCUUUCCUUGACCUACGCUUCUCUUCCUAAUGCUGAUCUGACUAUGGCUGUCCUCAAAGUAAAAUUCACCAAAACUAAGAGGGACAAAUUGGCUCAGAUCUUAUGGAUCCUCAACUGGGUUUCUGUAGUGAGCGGGAUCAUUCUCUUCAGUCUUGGCCUCUUUCUGAAAAUAGAGAUCAAGAAGCGCAACGAAGUGAUGGCAAAAGGGGACGUUAACUCUGUCCCCAACAUGCUGAUCUCUGUAGGAGUCAUAGCAUGUAUCAUCAACUUUCUGGGUGGCAAAAUCUGCUAUGACUGCUCAGAUGCCAACAAGUUCUCUCGAUGGAAACUAGUUAUGCUUCCAUACAUCAUAUGUACCUUCUGUUUUACCUUCUGCAUCCUGGUGGGUGCUCUCAUGUGCUAUACCAUGAGGAACGAGCUGGAAGAGUCUCUCUAUCUGGGACUGAGGGAUGCUAUUAAGUUCUAUAAGGACACAGACAUACCUGGACGAUGUUUCUUAAAGAAAACAGUGGACAUGCUACAAAUUGGAUUCCAAUGCUGUGGAAACAAUGGCUUUAGAGACUGGUUUGAAAUUCAGUGGGUAUCUGCUCGUUAUCUGAAUAUGGCUUCCAAGGAAGUUCUGGACCGUCUAAAGAGCAACGUUGAUGGAAAGUUCUUGGUGGAUGGAGUACCCUUCAGCUGCUGCAACCCAAGCUCCCCUCGGCCCUGUAUCCAGUACCAGCUGACAAACAACAGUGCUCACUACAACUACGAUUUUCUGACAGAGGAGCUCAAUAUCUGGGUGAAGGGGUGCAGAGAGGCCCUGCUGGAUUACUAUACAGCUAUUAUGAGAUCCAUUGGUAUUGCAGCAUUGUUUAUUUGGCUGUUUGAGCUCUCUGUACUUAUUGGUGUCCGGUACCUACAAACAGCAAUGAAGAAUGUCCUUCUGCUAGGAGAUUUGGAGGGUGAAUCAGAUGGUUGGUUACUAGAAAACAGCUUUGUGGAAACUGCCAAAUACAACAUCAAUAUCAUUAAGAACCUCGGCAAAGCCAAUCAGAUCUCCACUGUCUCAGGCAUGAACGACCCCAACAUUGAUGUUCAAAACACAAACUGUGGCAAAACCAAUGUUACAACAAAACCUAUCCCCACAGCUAGCUAGGCAUGUCUUCAAAGAAAUGACAUCACAAGUGUAGCUUUGACAUAUUACAAUCUUACCAGAUUUUUCACUGGUGGGGAAAAAAAGGUAGGAAAACUAAUAAGACAAUUGAACAAACCUCAGACUGGCAACAGCUCUAAAAAUGCUGAUACUUCUCUGGCUGGAUUUUUACUCAUUCUUGUGAAAUCCCUGAUUUUCAACACUACACAAAACAAACUUAGAGAAUUUUCCCCCACUUUCUCUCCCUUGCUUACAUGCUUCUGUCAUGGUCUGAAUAUGUCAGAAUAAUCAUUAUGCAUGA